UACACCGACAGAGCAAUAAAAUCAGCGUCACAGACUGACGACUAACAACGAAACCAUUACAAAUUUGACCCAAAAUUUUUUUUUUUUAUCGUUCAAAUUGCACAAAAAUGUUGUGUAAAUUGAAUAUUCUUAAAAGAUUGUCAAAAUAUUCUCAAAGGAUUAUCGUUUGAAUAUGAAAAAAAUGGAUAGAUGAAUGGAGAGAAAUUCAUUUGAGAGGAUCUUAAUCCCAAAUUUGUUAUUAGCACUCCACACAACAGAGCACAAAAACUACUCGCAUGGAUUCUCCACCACGUAAACACUCAGCUAAUUAAAUACUCCCAACUGUAAGUAGGCGACCUCAGCUCAGCUGGUUCCGAUGUCUCAGGGUGCCAGGCUCCUUCUCUUUGACCAGAGAUUCAAAGCACAAAAGUCAGAAGCAUAACCCAGUUCUGGGACUCUAUAUCUCCAUCGAGCAAUACUAAAUAGAAACAGCGGCAGCGGCAAAUCUAUCGUAUCGAGAUGUUGAACGAGCCGUUAAUUUCUGAACCUCAAGAGCAGCAGCGGCAGCCUCUUUCCUUUCCCCCGUCUCUCCUCAAUUAUCUCUACGUUGGUCACUUCCUAGCCAGAUGGGGUGCCAGAAUGUGGGAAUUCUCUGUUGGUCUGUACAUGAUUAAUGUCUGGCCGGAUUCGCUGGCCCUUGCUGCUGCUUAUGGUGUGGUGGAAUCUGCCUCCAUGGCAUUAUUUGGUCCUGUUGUUGGACGGUUGGUUGAUAAGUUCACGUACAUCAAGGUUCUUCGACUUUGGUUAUUAAGCCAAAAUUUCUCCUUUAUGAUUGCUGGAGGCACUGUGGUUGCACUUCUGCUGUAUGAGGAUGUGAAGUCAGAAAAUUUCAUAGUAUUUUUGUCGUUUAUCCUGUUAAUCAAUAUUUCUGGAGCUGUUGGUGUGCUCUCCACUCUUGCUGGAACCAUUCUGGUUGAAAGAGAAUGGGUGGUUGUGAUAUCAGAAGGUCAACAUCCAGGUGUCCUGACUAAGAUGAAUGCAACCAUUCGGAGGAUUGAUUUAGUUUGCAAGUUAUUUGCUCCUGUAGUCUCUGGUUUCAUUAUCAGCUUUGUCUCUCUAACUGCUUCAGCUUUAACUCUAGCUAUCUGGAAUAUAUUGUCCGUUUGCUUGCAGUAUUGGCUUCUAAUGUCUGUAUACAAUGGAAUUCCUGCUUUAAGUGAAAGCAGUCAAAAGAGGGUUUAUAGAUCUCUGCCAACUGAUUCGGAAAGAAGCUCCUUGACUGAUGAAAGUAGAAACUCUCACUACUUAGGUGAUAAUGAUUUGGAGCCUCUCGACCACGGCUGGAUGAGAAAAGUAAUCGAACGAGUUUCAAGAAUCUCUUACUUCAGGGCAUGGAAAGUUUAUCUAGAGCAAGAUGUGGUUCUGCCUGGAAUUGCGCUUGCUUUUCUCUACUUUACCGUACUUAGCUUCGGAACUCUAAUGACUGCUGCUUUGGAAUGGCAAGGCAUACCAGCCUAUACAAUUGGGAUUGCACGAGGAAUAAGCGCUACGAUAGGGAUUCUUGCAACUUUUUUGUACCCUGUUUUAGAAUCACAGCUUUCAACACUUCGUACAGGUCUCUGGUCAAUUUGGUCUCAGUGGACUUGCCUAGUGGUAUGUGUAGCUUCAAUUUGGGUCCCGAAUAAACUUGGAGCAGCAUAUUUGCUUAUGGGUGGAGUGGCUCUGUCACGUCUUGGACUUUGGAUGUUUGAUUUAGCAGUCAUUCAGCAAAUGCAGGAUCAAGUUCCGGAAUCUGAUCGUUGUGUUGUUGGAGGUGUUCAAAACUCUCUACAGUCUGUGUUGGACUUGACCACUUAUGUCAUGGGCAUAAUAAUAUCUAAUCCCCGGGACUUCUGGAAGUUGAUAAUCUUAUCUUUGCUCGUGGUGACACUGGCUGCAGUACUGUACAGUAUACACAUUUAUCGCGUAAGAAAGCAUCUCUUUCAUUUCGAGAAGCUGUAUCCACUUGUCAGAAUUGUUUUCAGGAAGGAAUAUGAAGACUUGAAGUUGACAUCUCUAAGAAGUAGUUAAAGCUGGAAAUGACCAUACUUCGGGUUUUGUGACUGGUGGAUCUGCUCAAUUGCAUGGUGCUGCCUAGACAAGUGCCUCACCCUGCUCUUCAGUAUCAAUUAAUGAUAUUUCCGCCAGUCCUAGGCGUGUCUUCAAAUGCUAAAUGGAAUGGGUAUCAAGUAGUUUGUUUCUGACGUCCAUUCUCUAUUUUACACUGCAUUUGUCUGCUUGAUUGCAUUUAUUGUAAGAUUCAUGUAUUUAAUGUCCAUCUGAUGUUCAAAUUGUGGUGGUAUCUGACAGAUGGUGUUAUCUUUGCUUGCUGAACACCGUAUAUGAAUUUCAUCUGAUACAUUAGAUGUCACAGAUGCAUUUGAAAAUCUAUCACUGUUUCUAAUUUGCGCUUGUCAAUGUGUAAGGUUUAACAUAUGGGGUAAUAGUAUGGUGAACAAAUGCAUUCUUAGUUAUAAUUGAGGUGAAGAAACUAAUUCUUAUCUUUUUGUGCCGCGGCAGACUAUCUUUUUACUCACCUUUACUGUGAUGAAGAUCU
Molecule: messenger RNA, 2575 nt
Organism: Coffea arabica (coffee)
Lineage: Eukaryota; Viridiplantae; Streptophyta; Magnoliopsida; Gentianales; Rubiaceae
Source: RefSeq, a predicted model, not a curated record